UCGUCUCCAACCUUUUUGUGCGCCACAAACGGAACGAGAGAGAGAGAGAGAGAGAGAGAGAGGGGGGGGGAUGGAAAAGGAGAUUGGAAAGAGGAAGGCAUCAAAAUCAAUCGGUAGGUCAAGAAAAGGGUGCAUGAAAGGGAAAGGCGGGCCGGAGAAUGCCAGCUGCAGCUUCAGAGGAGUGAGGCAGAGGACUUGGGGGAAGUGGGUGGCCGAAAUCCGCGAGCCCAACCGCGGCGCCCGGCUGUGGCUCGGCACUUUCAACACCUCCCUCGAGGCCGCCUCCGCCUACGACGCUGCCGCUUUGAAGCUCUACGGUCCCUCCGCCAAGCUCAACUUGCCGUCUGACCGCCACCACCGCCCUCCAGCCGGUGACGCCGUGGAGCCGAACCUCCCGAGCGCAAACAAGGGUGUUCAACUGAACACUCUCCCACAAGAGUGCAGGCCACAGUGCCAUGUAGAGGAAGAGUACCCUACGAGUGGCGAUAUCGUAGCUAAUUCUGCGUUCAGCGACGCAAAAAGCGGAGGAGGAGGGUAUUUGUGGGAGAGUAGCUUGUGUCCGAUUGACGAUGCGCAGAUGAUUCCCGAUUGGCCUGAUGUAAUGGUUGAGAGUGAUUUCUACUGGAAUAGUACUACUAGUACUGAUCUUUUGGGAGCUUUCAUGGAGAGCAAUGAGGAGAUCAUGGACUGGGAUGGGUUGCAAGAAGUUCCAUGGAGCUUAUGAUUGAUGAAGAACAACAAAACUCGGCUGCGGAUACUUGCUCUGUAUAUUAGUACUUGUAAGGUAUUAAUUUUUUUUUAUUUUAUUUUAUAAACGGAUGUCCAGAUCAGCUUGUGCACAUUUUAACGAAUCUAUGGUCGCCUUUGAUGUACUGAGUGAGGGUGAUUUCUACUGGAAUAGUACUAGUGGUUUGGGAAUUUUAAUGGAGAGUGAUGAGGAAGUCAUAGACUGGGAUGUGUUGCAAGAAGUUCCAUGCAGCUUCUGAUUUGUGCAAUGUGGUAUAGUAGAAAGUAAU
This is a messenger RNA of Rhododendron vialii, 1016 nucleotides long. Its product is annotated as dehydration-responsive element-binding protein 2D-like. The coding region runs from base 71 to 724 and encodes 217 amino acids. Gene Ontology annotation, molecular function: transcription cis-regulatory region binding; DNA-binding transcription factor activity. The record is from RefSeq and is a predicted model, not a curated record. Gene Ontology annotation, biological process: positive regulation of DNA-templated transcription; response to stress. NCBI's taxonomy places the organism in Eukaryota, Viridiplantae, Streptophyta, Magnoliopsida, Ericales, Ericaceae. Gene Ontology annotation, cellular component: nucleus. The transcript is spliced from 2 exons.